CCUGUCCCCCGGCAGGACUCUUUCAAAAGGCCAUCGCUCAGAGCGGCACGGCCAUCUCCAGUUGGUCCGUCAACUACCAGCCCCUGAAAUACACCCGCAUGCUGGCCUCCAAAGUGGGCUGUGACCACCUGGACACCAGCGAGACGGUGGAUUGCCUGCGCCGAAAGCCGUACCGGGAACUGGUCGACCAGGACAUCCAGCCGGCCCGCUACCACAUCGCCUUCGGGCCGGUGGUGGACGGGGACGUGGUGCCAGACGACCCGGAGAUCCUCAUGCAGCAAGGGGAGUUUCUCAACUACGACAUCCUGAUCGGGGUGAACCAGGGCGAGGGGCUGAAAUUCGUGGAGGACUCGAUGGAGAACGAAGACGGGAUUUCGGCCAGUUACUUCGACUUCACCAUCUCCAACUUCGUGGACAACCUCUACGGCUACCCGGAGGGGAAAGACAUCCUGCGGGAGACCAUUAAGUUCAUGUAUACAGACUGGGCUGACCGGGACAACGGGGAGAUGCGGCGGAAGACCCUGCUGGCGCUCUUCACCGACCACCAGUGGGUGGCGCCGGCCGUGGCCACGGCCAAGCUCCACGCCGAGUACCAGUCGCCCGUCUACUUCUACACCUUCUAUCACCACUGCCAGACCGACACCCGGCCCGAGUGGGCUGACGCCGCCCACGGGGAUGAAAUCCCCUAUGUCUUCGGGGUGCCCAUGAUCGGCGCCACCGACCUUUUCCCCUGCAACUUCUCCAAGAACGACGUCAUGCUGAGCGCCGUCGUCAUGACCUACUGGACCAACUUUGCCAAGACGGGGGACCCCAACCAGCCGGUGCCCCAGGACACCAAAUUCAUCCACACCAAGCCCAACCGCUUCGAGGAGGUGGUGUGGACCAAGUUCAACACCAAGGACAAGCAGUACCUGCACAUCGGCCUCAAGCCCCGCGUGCGGGACAACUACCGUGCCAACAAGGUGGCUUUCUGGCUGGAGCUGGUGCCCCACCUCCACCACCUCCACGACCCCGUCUACACAUCCACCACCACCCGCAUCCCGCCCUACGGCACCCGCUGGCCUCCCGGCUCCCGGGCGGGGCCCAGCACCACCCGCCGGCCCUUCCCCACCCUGCCGCCGGACGAGGACGAGGCGGACGACCGCCGCCGCUACGCCCCUUUCCCGGGGGACUCGCGGGACUACUCCACGGAGCUGAGCGUCACCGUGGCCGUCGGGGCUUCCUUGCUGUUCCUCAACAUCCUGGCCUUCGCCGCCCUGUACUACAAGCGGGACAAGCGGCACGAGCUGCGGGCGGGCGUCCUGGGGGGCCGGCGCCUCAGCCCCCAACGCAACGCGGCCAACGACCUGGUACACGGGGGCCAGGAGGAGGAGCUCAUGUCCCUGCAGAUCAAACACUCGGAGCACGACGCUCACGACCUGGAGGCGCUGAGACCCCACGAGAUCCUGCGCCCGGCCUGUCCUCCAGACUACACCCUCGCGCUGCGCCGGGCGCCGGACGACGUGCCCCUGAUGACGCCCAACACCAUUACCAUGAUCCCAAGUACCAUUACGGGCAUGCCGGCCCUGCACCCUUUCAACACCUUCCCCACCGGGCACAACAACACCUUGCCCCACCCUCACUCCACCACCCGAGUAUAGCUGCCUCCCCCACCCCAGCCACGGGGAAAUUUGCGGUGAAGGGGCAGGGCCCUUCCUCUCUGCCCAGCCGUCCACCCCUGACUACGGGGGCGGGAGGGGUGGGGGGAAAGAAAGGGAGACGCGGCAUCUUUUGUGUGCCAUGCAGCCGGGA
Messenger RNA from Chelonoidis abingdonii (Abingdon island giant tortoise), 1791 nucleotides. RefSeq names its product neuroligin 2 (gene NLGN2). NCBI's taxonomy places the organism in Eukaryota, Metazoa, Chordata, Testudines, Testudinidae. Gene Ontology annotation, molecular function: neurexin family protein binding. The record is from RefSeq and is a predicted model, not a curated record. Gene Ontology annotation, cellular component: membrane.